Molecule: messenger RNA, 994 nt
Organism: Anolis carolinensis (green anole)
Lineage: Eukaryota; Metazoa; Chordata; Lepidosauria; Squamata; Anolidae
Gene: taf1d
Product: TATA-box binding protein associated factor, RNA polymerase I subunit D
Exons: 6
Coding region: 162-941 (259 amino acids)
Biological process (GO): regulation of DNA-templated transcription
Cellular component (GO): nucleus; RNA polymerase transcription factor SL1 complex; nucleoplasm
Source: RefSeq, a predicted model, not a curated record
CGUCAACCCCCAAACCCAACUCUCGCGAGAACAACUAAACUAUUUAAACGGGCCCUCGGCAACGGUUCGGCCUUGUUGGACUUCGGUAGCAGAAUGGAACUGUGUCGUGAGUGAUAAAGUAUCCAUUGGCAUCCGCUUGAAUCAAUCCUCAGAAGCUGAACAUGGCUGAUAUUUCUGAGACCGAAGACUCUGCUGCACAUCACCAGGAUUCAAAAAAGACCAAUGUUGGCUCAUGUUUGCUGAAGCAGGCAAAAAAGAAAGGAAAAACACGGAGUUCAGCAAAGUGUGGACCGUCUUCUGCAAGUGCACCUGCCAUUAUUAAAUCAAAUGGCUCUGUGAAGCCCGGGGGCCAGGUCAAAUUACCUAUGCCUAAAAUUGACCUCAAAGCAUUUUUUGACUACUACUUCGUACGGAAACAGCAUAAAAAGCUCAAAAGAAGAAUAAGGAAAAGGCCACCUCGGAAAAAAACCCCUGAGGGACAGAAGCCGAAGAUCCCAGUGCGUCAGGGACAGAGGCGGUUGAGAAUCUCGGUACUUGAGCGAAAGAAGAGAGCGAAAGAGAGGGGCCUCCAGUUUCCUUUUGUGGAGAAACUUUGUGGAAGGAAGCACAUUCCACUUAAACUUGUGUGUCGGUAUGAGCAAGAAGCUAUACAAGGAUACUUCAGAUACAUUGAAACGCUGAAAUAUGAGCAACACCUUAAAAAGUCUUUGGCAAAACUGAAUGCUGGAGAUGAUUUGGAAAAUGAGAGCCUGGAGUCACGGAAGUACAAAUACCUGGAUGAUGAUGGUCCCCUUUCUCCCAUUGAAGAGCCAAUUGAAGAAGACCAAAAUAUAAAUUCUGGUAAUGAUGAUAUUGGUGCCAGGAUAGUGGAGAAAAGUUCCUUUAUACUAAGUAGUACAAUUCCAGAGGAAAAGAAGAAAUACAAGAAGAAAUUCAGGUGAGUUCUUUUAUAAAGAAUGAUCCUAAGAUGCUAGGUACAUGGUAAACCUCGAAA